AUGGGGCAAGGGCCGUCUUCGCCGCUGAGCCUCAUGACUGACCACUUUUCUGAUUUCAGGACCGAGGCUCGCAGCCUUAGCCUGGAGGUCCGCAAGAGCAGACUCAUAGCCCUUUGCUCCGCAGAGUGGCCCGCCCUCGGGGUGGGGUGGCCCCCGGAGGGAUCCCUCGCCCUCCCUGCGGUUCGGGCGGUUCGGGACAGAGUCACGGACCCGGGGCCCGGGGGCCACCCCGACCAGGCCCCCUACAUACGCGCCUGGCAGCACCUUGUUGAGAACCCCCCUCGCUGGCUGACACCUUUUCUCCCGCCCGCUCCCACGGCAGCCUGUGCCCCCCGCUUCCAGGAGCCGCCGCCUGCGCCGCCCGCCCCGCCCGCCCUGCCUGCCCCCCCCGAGCCGCCACCCCCGGCAGUCCAAGCCAUCGCCAAAUACGACUUCAGAGCUACUAGAGACGACGAGCUGAGCUUCAAGAGGGGGGACAUCCUCAAGGUUUUGAAUAAAAAUUGUGAUUGGAACUGGUACAAGGCAGAGCUCAAUGGGAAAGACGGCUUCAUUCCCAAGAACUACGUAGAAAUGAAGCCACAUCCGUGGUUCUUCGGCAAAAUCCCCAGAGCCAAGGCAGAAGAACUGCUCGGCAAACAGCGGCAGGAUGGGGCCUUCCUUGUCCGGGAGAGCGAGAGCGCCCCCGGGCAGCUGGCCCUCUCGGUCAGGUGCGGGAACGCCGUGCAGCACUUCAGGGUGCGCCGAGCCGCAGCCGGGGAGUAUUUCCUCUGGGCCGAGAGGUUCAGUUCUUUGAAGGAGCUGGUAGAUUAUCACAGAUCCACAUCCGUCUCCAGAAGCCAGCAGAUAUUCCUCCGGGACAUAGAGCAGGUGCCACAGCAGCCAGCGCACGUCCAGGCCCUCCUUGACUUUGACCCUCAGGAGGAUGGAGAGCUGGGAUUCCGUCGGGGAGACGUUAUCCGUGUCCUGGAUAACUCGGACCCCAACUGGUGGAAAGGGGCUUGCCGCGGGCAGACCGGCAUGUUUCCCCGCAAUUACGUCACCCCCGUGCAGACCCAUAGUGGGACAAGAAUGCCCACCCAGGCACAAAAAGGGAAGGGGGGAAUGUAGGACCCCUGCCUCCAUUUUGUGUCCCCCAUUUUGAGUUUCUAUGUGCCUCCAUUUUGAGUUUCCCGCUCAAGCCACGCCCAUUCCCACAGAAACCUUGCCCAGCAACCCUCCU
Molecule: messenger RNA, 1219 nt
Organism: Manis javanica (Malayan pangolin)
Lineage: Eukaryota; Metazoa; Chordata; Mammalia; Pholidota; Manidae
Source: RefSeq, a predicted model, not a curated record